Molecule: messenger RNA, 3640 nt
Organism: Pygocentrus nattereri (red-bellied piranha)
Lineage: Eukaryota; Metazoa; Chordata; Actinopteri; Characiformes; Serrasalmidae
Gene: tox2
Product: TOX high mobility group box family member 2
Exons: 10
Coding region: 128-1753 (541 amino acids)
Biological process (GO): regulation of transcription by RNA polymerase II
Cellular component (GO): nucleus
Molecular function (GO): chromatin DNA binding
Source: RefSeq, a predicted model, not a curated record
GAGAGAGGAGUUAGAGAGAGAGAGAGAGAGAGAGUGAGCGAGCGAGCGAGCGAGAGAGAGAGAGAGAGAGAGAGAGACUCGCAGACGCUGAACCUGUGUUCAUGCCUUCAGUGUAGCGGAGCGGGCGAUGGAUGUGAGAUUUUAUCCUGCACCCCCUUCCAGCGUGGGCUCCUGCACGCUGCCUACCGACUCCAGCCUCGCCUCUCUGGACUAUUACCACUGCAACAAGAACAGAUACAGUGUAGGAGAUCGUGCUAGGCUGUACAGCGGUUUGCCCGUGAGGCCCAACCCUGACGGGAAAAGACUGCCCUCUUCAGGGUUUGAUGGUGAAAACAUGUACAUGAAUGAAAACAACCAAGAGUUUCUUUCCCCGAGUCAGCAGAACUACUCUGGUCAGGGUGGAGGCAGUGGGAACGGAGGAGGUGGGGGUGACGAGGAUUACGAGAUUCCCCCCAUAACCCCGCCAAACCACCCGGAGCCUCCUUUGCUGCACCUGAUGGACCCGGAGUCCGGUUACCUGUGUCACUCCCUGCCCCACAAUGGCCUGAUCAACCCCUACUCCUACCCUGAGCUGCCCGCCCUCAUGAUGUCCAACAUGCUGGCACAGGACGGCCACCUGCUCUCCAGCCAAAUGCCCUCUAUGCAGGCGCUGGCUGGGCCAGACAGCGGCCGCUACCCCCCGGCCAGCCACAUGCCCAUGCUAAACAGGUCUUCUAGGAUACUCCCCCACCCAAUGAGCGCUCUGUCCCAGCUCAGCUCUCAGAUUGGCCGAGGCUCCUAUACUCGUGGCUCCCCCUCAUCGCCGGGAAGCCAGUCGGCCACGCCCUCUCCUUCGAGCUCCGCCCAGGAAGAGGAAGCAGAUUACCUCAUGAAGAUCACGGGGGAGAAAAAACCCUCCGCAGACAUGAUGAAGCCCAAGCCCAAGCCUCAGAAGAAGAAGAAGAAGAAGGAUCCCAACGAGCCUCAGAAGCCCGUCUCGGCCUACGCUCUCUUCUUCCGGGACACUCAGGCAGCCAUUAAGGGCCAGAACCCCAACGCCACCUUCGGAGACGUCUCCAAGAUUGUGGCCUCCAUGUGGGACAGUCUGGGAGAGGAGCAGAAACAGGGAUAUAAGAGAAAAACAGAAGCGGCCAAGAAGGAGUACCUGAAGGCCCUGGCAGCGUACCGAGCUAGCCUGGUUUCCAAGACCUACAAUGACCCAGUGGAGAGCAAAAAUGCCCAGUCCAGCCAACCCUCGUCACACAUGAUGCCCCCCAACCCUCCGCUGUACAGUGUGCCCCCCCAGCCCUCCUCCCCCUACCUGGGCCCCAGCCCCUUCCCUCUGUCCGACCUGCAGAGCUACGCGGCCGGGGCGCCACGCCACGGCCUGCCGCGCUCAGCCAUGCUGCCCGCCCUCAGCGCCUCCCCACCCGCCUCCUUCCAGAUCAGUCCCCCCCUGCACCAGCAGCUCUCCCUGCACCAGGGCUCCCUCCUCAACCAGCCUAUCCGCAUGCAGCAGGUCCAGUCACAGCCAAUCAUCUCCCACCAGAUGGGCCUCCAGGCCUCCCUCCACUCCCCGCCCCCAGGACAGCAGGGCUUCUCUCACUUACAGUCAGAGUAUCAGAAGACUGUGGGUGGCUCUCAGUCUCCUGGGGCUCCGAACCCAGUGGGACAGAAUCCUGACUGGGACAGUGAGUACUGCAAUCGGGAGUGUGGAGGAAACCACUGCAGUGGCAGCAUGAUAGGCAGGGACAAGCCACUCUACCUCACUUGAAGUGAAUUGAGGAGGAAGAAGACAAAAAGUGAUGAAACAACACCAGGGAGUACCCUACACCUCUCCACCCUUCCCCGACACCCUCCGUUUUUUUCCUCAGUGUCAUUUUUCAUUCGUUUUUAGAAGGAUGUGUGCGCGUGUUCUGAAGACUACUAGUGAUCCUCUCAUUUUUUUGCCAAGCACUUAAAAUGUAUAGGCCUCCCACUGGAGACCUUCCAGAGCACUCAUUCUUUCUCUGAAUAAAGAAAAAAAGACAAAAAAGAGAUAUAUAAAAGGAAAAAAAAAGAAAACAAACAAACAAACAACUACCGUAAAACUGGCCCUCAGGGCAAAUGAGCUUUAACUAAAAGAGAGGAAAGCUUUCCUCUUCUCGGUUACUUUUUCAUGCUCUCGUUUUAUGUUUUAUUUAUUUCUUGCUUGCUACAUCGCUUUUUUUUUUUUGCCAAUAACAGGUCCUGUACUGUAGAGAAAUGCUCUUCUGAUGAAGUCAUCAAAGGCCGACAACUUACUGUAGGUCCACCUGAUGCUCUGUGAAUUUUGAAGAUAUUAGUAAGGACAGAAAAGGAAAAAAAAACAGAAAACAACUGAAUAGAUAAAUGAAUUUAACAACUUCUUUUUGUAAUUUUAAAGACCUUCAGAGGUCUUUAAUGAUCUGUCACAGUGUGAUUGUAAAUAUCACUUUUUUGGGGAUCAAAUUGGGAAAAAUGAAGUCCAGAUAUUUUUUUCUUCUUUAAUAUGACUUAUAAUUCAUUAAUUUGUAUUUUAAAUGGUAUCUUGUGAGCGUGUGCUGGUAUGUGACUGAGCGCGUGCGAGUGUGUAUGUACGUGUGCGUGAGUUGUAAAAUUGAUCAGCCUGUGCAGGUGAUAUCGGAGGAGUGUUUCACAUAAAACACAAUCUUGCAUUAAAUCUGUGCUCACUGGUGGGAUUUUCAAAUAAAGACGGAUGGCCAACGCCAUGUCCGACCGCAUGACCUGGCUCUCCACUUGGGUUCCGCGAGGCGCGGCUCUGGCCGUGUCGUUUAGUCGGAAGCCUCGACUGCCCGAGCCUGGUUCCGUACGCAGGCUUGUUUUAAGAAAUUCUCUAUCGAUUGGAUUGGCUGUCGUGUCUCAGGUUGUACGUUUCAGAUGGGAGAAAACGGGGAGGGGGCAGCUUUCAUGCUAAUUGGACCCCAGAUUUGAAACAAAGGUCUGGAUUAAAAAGGCAGUUCUUCUCGCCUGCUGUGACCAAUGAAUCCAUACCAGUGCAACAUUUAGAAGUGAACUAAAAUACGCUCAAUGUGAGAUAUUACAGCACACAUUUAAAACAACAGUGGGUCUAUAGUUUUCUAGUAGCUUUGCUAGGUGUUAUAUUGUGUUGAUCUCAUCCUUAAGUUUUGUGGAAAAAAAAUUACAUUUGAUCAUUUAGUCAAACUUUUCUUUCUUUCACUGUAGCAUAAUAUUUUAGUUUGGGGGAAAAAAGAAUAACUUUUAAGACAUUUAAUUUGUGUACAAACCUGCCAAUUGUAGUUAUUUUAUUUGUAAAGCCAGUAAUGAUAAUUAUUUUAAAUUGUUACCAACUUAUCUUUUUUUUUUUUUGCAAGUUGCCCAUCAGUUAUUUAAUUGUUUAACAGGUUUCCUAUCUAUUUAUGAACAAAAUGAGAUCAUUUUUGCUUAUAACUACAUUAUUUGAAUUUUCUCGUUUGUUUGCUUGUUUUUUUUUUUUUGGUUUGAUGCUGAUUGCUUUUUUUGUUUUUUUUUUUGUUUUUUUUUUUGUUUUUUUUUUUUUUUUUUUUUGUUUUUUUUACUUUUUUUGAUGCUGGCCUUUUCUUUCCUUGCCAGCCAGGUCAUUUUGUGUCACUAUGCCUUUUUUGGUUCAUUUGUCCGUAAUAAAAAAAAUGUUAAAGGUGAA